AUGCACUCCAAGCUCCUCGCCGUGCUCAGCCUGUGCGUCGCCGCCUCCAUGCUGCACGUGGCCGACGCCGGUGCCGCUCCUGCAGGCCUCUCGCCGCACCGCCACCUCGGCGCCAACCAGAAAGACUAUGGACACCACCCGCGCCGCCACGACCACGACCACGACCACGAUCACCGCAAGAAGCACCGCCACCACGAUCACGACAAGUACUACCGUCGCCGUCUCGAAGACGCCAAGAAGGCCACCGAGUCCUCGGACUACGACGACGGCAAGGAUGACUACGGCAAGGACCGCAAGGACGACUACAGCUACGGCAACGAUGACUACGGCCACCAUCACAAGGACGUCUACGAGUACAAGGGCUGCGACGACUACGGCUACGGCCACGGCAAGGAUUACUAUGGCAAGGACUACUACGGCAAGGACUACUACGGCAAGGACUACUGCUAUGGCAAAAACUACUACGGCAAGGACUACUAUGGCAAGGACAACUACGGCCGUGGUGACGACUACUACGGUGGCAAGGACGUCUACAGCUACGACUACGGCUACGGCUACUACCCCGACUACUCGAUCGGAGGCGGCUAUGGAUACGGAUACUACCCGGACUACUACUCGUCUUACGGUGGUGAUUACAGCUUCGGCUACGGCUACGGAUACCCCAGCAACUACGGCUAUGCUGGCUAUGGCUACGGCUAUGGUUACCCUGGUGUUGGCUUCGGCUUUGAGUCCGCACCGACGGGUGGCGACGCUGGUCAGCAGGAGACUGGUGGUGUGAGUUCGGCCACCACCACGGAAGACGUUGCCUCCAAGUCGGUGGAGAAGGACAGCAAGACGCCGUCCAAGGGGUCAUCCGGCAAGUCCGGCGCUGCGGACAAGUCCAAGGGCAAGGGCAAGUAA
Messenger RNA from Phytophthora sojae, 900 nucleotides. RefSeq lists its product as hypothetical. The record is from RefSeq and is a predicted model, not a curated record. NCBI's taxonomy places the organism in Eukaryota, Oomycota, Peronosporomycetes, Peronosporales, Peronosporaceae. The transcript has a single exon. The coding region runs from base 1 to 900 and encodes 299 amino acids.